AGAAAGAAGAUAGGCUGGAACUGUUUAAAGGCCUCAAAGUCGCACAAUUUGAUUGGUUUAUGAAGUUGCACUUAGGCAAUUGGCCUGUCAUUUACGUUAGUUUUAAGGGUAUUGUCGGGGAUUAUUGGAUAAAUAGUGGUUCAGCAUUUACGAUUAAAGAAUGUCUAAAAAAAUGUAGCCAAGAUAUUGAAGAUCAGCUUCAAAGUCCUUACUAUGCAUUUUAUUCAUUACAAGAUGAUGAUUCGUUACAAAACCAGGUUAAAGUGAAACUCAUACCACAUCUCCGAUAUGACGUUCUCGUUAAUGAGCCAGACAUAAACGCGAUCUACACAUUACUGUGUUAUAGUGGCUACUUGACCGUAAAAUUCGAUGAUGAAUUCGAAGCCAAACUUGUUAUACCAAACAAGGAAGUUGCUGAACAAUGGAAAGAGUGGAUUAUCGAUUUCUUAGGUGUAGAUCGGCUAAAGGUGAAUGAAAUAUUCAAUUCGUUAUUCAAUAAAGAUAUCAAGACGUUUUGCGAACAAUUUCCCGCCCUUUAUAUUGAAACGGUUUCCUAUCAUGAUAUUGGUGAUUCUAAAAGAGCUAGGUCAUAUGAGAGUCAUUACCAUAAUUUUAUCCUUGGAGCACUUUCAAUAUAUCAUGGUGAUGAUUACCAGGUUUUGUCCAAUCGUGAAAGUGGGAAUGGUCGCUUCGAUAUCCGCAUUGACCCGGUUAACCAAAAAUCCGAUACUUGUAUCAUUUUUGAGUUUAAACUUGCUGAAUCGGAAGACCGUGAUAAAAUGAAAACUAGCGCUAAGAAUGGGCUAGAACAAAUUGCUGAUAGGAACUAUCGCUUCGUCUCUGCUCAACUUUUACGACGUCUAAAAGGUGGAAAAAAAGGUAAACUUUCAACAAAUGCUUGGGAAAUUUAUUCAUCAGAAGAAUCGUGUUAG
This is a messenger RNA of Racocetra fulgida, 932 nucleotides long. The record is from the annotation of a GenBank genome assembly. Lineage: Eukaryota; Fungi; Glomeromycota; Glomeromycetes; Diversisporales; Gigasporaceae.